Messenger RNA from Harpegnathos saltator (Jerdon's jumping ant), 1995 nucleotides. RefSeq lists its product as uncharacterized. The coding region runs from base 31 to 978 and encodes 315 amino acids. The record is from RefSeq and is a predicted model, not a curated record. Lineage: Eukaryota; Metazoa; Arthropoda; Insecta; Hymenoptera; Formicidae. The transcript has 7 exons.
UCACGGAAGUUCACCUUGGAGGUAACCAAAAUGCGGCACAUCCAGUAUGCAUCGUUAUGCUUGAUCGCUCUUGUCUUGGGACAAGCAGCGGCAUUACCGCAGCAUUCCCAAUACAAUCAGCAAUUUCCGCAGCAAUAUCAGCAACAGGUGAGGGAGGAAAGAAAGUUUGCCGAAAAGCCGAACGCGAUGAAGAAGGUAGCGAUUGAUGACCUCGAGGACAUCAGCACCAAUUCGAUUCAGGAGGGUGGUAGCAGCGGCUUCUCUUGGUCCAAUAUGCUGGGAAUGCUGAUGCAGAUGUUGCUGGGACAAACCGGAGGUGCGACUGGACCCAGCAAGAAUGAAAUAGACGACGGCGCGUCAGCGAGCCCGUGGGCUAACUUGUUAUCCGUGGGCCUCAGGGUCCUCACAGCGUUACUGGGCGGACCUCAGCAAUCGGUGGACGGUAUCGAUAAAGUGGACAAUCAGAGCAGCCCCAUGCAGGAAAUUUUGACCGCGGUGCUGGGCGUGUUUCUAGGACAGGGCAGAGAUCCCGAACAAGUUGCUGUAAUGGCGAAAAACGCCUCCGAGUUCAUCAGCAUAGUCAUCAACCUGCUGGACGCUCUAAAGACGUCAUUCUCCCAUCGUUCUUUGACAGCUCGCUCGUUAGGAAGACGCGAUACCGUUUCCGAGGCUGCGAUAGCAUCCAUCUCUAUGCUGAAGGGUUAUAUGAGAUCUGUCAAGUCCUUCAGUUACGUAGGCCGCGCCGAGGACGAGGGCCAUCGUGGAUGUGCCGAAAGAGCUCUUUGCGAAGCCAGCGCCGAGUGCAUCGCUGAUACGCAAGGCCCGUCGUCGAUUUUCUGCCAACUCGGAUCGUACGCGACGAGUUAUCUUCUGCAGAGGCAGAGCGGUGUUGGCUUCGAGGCCCUAUACGAAGCGGGACGACGCGGUCGCACGGGAGAAGACUGCAGAACCCUCUUCAUGGAUUGCAACGCCGUAUGAACACGUCUAAAUUCGCGCGGAAAGUUCCGUCGAGCGUGGUUUCGACUCUGCGAGAUUUCGGGAUCUUGAUCCCAAUUGAGCGUUACAAUUAGAAACAAGACUCGCGCGAUAGAUGACGAGUGACGGCGAGAGAUAUAUGAGGAACUUGACUCUGGGCUUACAUUUUAUGCCGAAAUGUUUUAAUCGAUGAGAACCACUCCAAUGAUUUUCUAUAAGACCUGUUACUGAUAAAUGUAAAAAUAUAGAAAGUUACGAAUAUAUCUUGGUUAAGCAUGUUCUGGCAUCGCGAGUCUUGUUGCUAAUUUGAUGAGGGAGGGGGAUGAGGUCCCGGUGCCUCGGUCGGUCUGGGCCACGCUAGAAUGGAAACAUUAGCAUUUAAUCGACGUGACCGCGAUGUGACUCGAAGAGCGCGCCGAGCCGAGAUUCGCAUCGAAUCUCGUUGAUAGCUCGGCGAUCUCACGACUGAUUCUUACUUAGACGCUUCUUCAGUCGAGCGGCGAAUUCGGCGCACGCGUACGCGCUAAUACAGAUUCAUAAUUUCGACGGAUCGUGACUGACGUCCCGAACAAACUAAGCGCUCGAUGAUCCAAAUCCUCCUCCGUCCUCCGAUCGCUCCUCGUCCCUGACUCAUCCUGAUCCUCUCCCUUUCUCUCUAUGUUCUCUCUAACAAUCCCGAAAAAGAUUUCGCAGAUCCAGGUUUGCGCGACUUUUGGUUAUUUGAAAUACAAUUGCGCCAACUUGAAAGAAUCGAUAUGUAUAAUUUGCAAUGUCUAGUGACAUUUUUUGGCUGCCUCAUUCAUCGCGUUGAGAAUUAUGAGUCGUCCUCUUCGUAUCGAUCGUCGAAUUUCGCGCUACACGCCACACGCCGAUUAUACAUGAGAUUUUGGCAUAUAUUUAUUUCUAUUUAUUUUUCUUUGUGAGCGUAUUUUAAAUAUAGCUGUAGUGUCCGUGGUUGGGGCUCGGCGCGAGUUCCGGUAUUCUCCGGUAAUUCGAGUAUGCGACGACGGUAAUAUUAAA